GUUUUAAGAAGCCUCCUUCUAUUUGUUUGUGAGAGCAAACUAAAUUCUGAUUUGCACGCGAUAGAUAGACCCGUUGACUUUAAGAAGGAAGUGUUUCAGUAAUGUGUUUCAGACACCGUGCAAACUUGUUCUUUGUUCUGUUCAUACUUUGUCGUUAUGUGUUGGACGUUGGUAUUGCCAUAGACAGCAUCACAUCAUCGCAAUCCAUGAAGGACCCUGAUACUCUAAGUUCCAAAGAUGGCAACUUCACGUUGGGAUUCUUCACCCCUCAAAACUCCACAAAACGCUACGUUGGAAUUUGGUGGAAGUCUGAGUCUACAGUCAUAUGGGUUGCUAACAGAGACCAACCACUGAAUGAUUCUUCUGGAGUUGUUACAAUUUCUGAAGAUAGCAAUCUUGUGGUGCUGAAUGGACAGAAACAAGUUAUUUGGUCAACGAAUGUGUCCAACAUAACAUCCAACGCAAGUUCCCAGUUUUCAGACUCUGGUAAGCUCGUUCUCACAGAAACCACAAGGGGAACCAUCUUAUGGGAUAGUUUUCAGCAACCUUCAAAUUCAUUAUUGCCAAGCAUGAAACUUUCACUCAAUAUAAGAAUAGGUGAGAAAGUAGAACUUACAUCAUGGAAAAGCCCUUCUAAUCCCUCCGUUGGAAGCUUCUCUCUUAGUCUCGUUCAACGCAUAAAUAUAAUUGAAGUGUUCAUUUGGAAUGAAACUCGACCAUUCUGGCGCAGUGGUCCAUGGAGUGGUGGGGUAUUUAAAGGGAUACCAACGAUGUCAACAUAUCUUGAUGGUUUCAAAGGUGGUGAUGAUGGAGAGGGGAAUGCAAAUAUCUAUUACACAGUGCCAACAGAUACAGAAUUUGUAGUCUAUAUAUUGAAUUCGCAAGGCCGAUUUGAACAAACAUGGUGGGAUGAUGAGAAGAAAGGAAUGGAAGUUACGUGGACCAGUCGAAAAUCCGAUUGUGAUGUUUAUGGUAUGUGUGGACCUUUUGCAAGUUGUAAUUCACAGAGGUCACCAAUAUGUAGCUGUUUGAAAGGGUUUGAACCAAGGAACAAAGAGGAGUGGAAUAGACAGAACUGGACUAGUGGAUGUGUUAGGAGAACACGUUUGAAGUGUGAAAGGGUCAAAGAUCAGAACACAAGUAUAGAUACAAAGGAAGAUGGGUUUCUGAAACUGCAGAUGAUUAAAGUUCCAGAUUUUGAAGAAGGGUCACCUGUUCCGCCAGACAUAUGCAAAAGCCAAUGCUUGGAUAAUUGCUCUUGUAUUGCUUACUCUCACGAUGAUGAGAUUGGUUGUAUGUCUUGGACAGAGAAUCUACUUGACAUACAACAAUUCUCAGAAGGAGGACUUGAGCUAUAUAUUCGUGUGGCCAACUCUGAACUUGAUAAAGGGACAAAUAGAACAAUGAUCAUUACAAUAACAGUGAUAAUAGGAACUGUCAUCCUUGUUACUUGUGCAUAUGUCAUGUGGAGGACUUCCAAUCACCCAGCUAAAAUAUGGCGAGCGAUCAAAUCAGCAAGGAAGAGGAACAACAAAGCUAUCCUACUAUCUAACAGUGGUGGUGAGACACCAGAACAACCAAGCCACAGCGUAAUUGAAGAACUGUCACAAGUUAAACUACAGGAGCUGUUACUAUUUGAUUUUGAAAGGGUUGCUACAGUCACAAACAACUUCCACCUGUCCAACAAACUUGGGCAGGGUGGUUUUGGUCCAGUGUACAAGGGUAAACUGCAAGAUGGACAGGAAAUAGCUGUUAAAAGACUUUCUAGAGCAUCUGGACAAGGUCUAGAAGAAUUCAUGAAUGAAGUAGUGGUGAUUUCCAAGCUUCAACACCGAAAUCUUGUAAGACUUUUUGGCUGCUGUGUUGAAGGUGAUGAAAAGAUGUUAAUAUAUGAAUACUUGCCAAACAAAAGUUUGGAUGUUUUUGUCUUUGAUCCGUCAAAAAGUAAACUCCUAGAUUGGAGUAAGCGUUGUAGCAUAAUAGAAGGAAUAGCUCGAGGAUUGCUCUAUCUUCACAGAGAUUCCAGACUAAGAAUCAUACACAGAGAUUUGAAGGCAAGUAAUAUCCUGUUAGAUGAAGAAAUGAAUCCAAAAAUUUCGGACUUUGGUAUGGCUAGAAUCUUUGGAGGGAGUGAAGAUGAAGCCAAUACUAAAAGAGUUGUAGGAACCUAUGGCUAUAUGUCUCCUGAAUAUGCAAUGCAAGGAAUGUUUUCAGAAAAAUCAGAUGUCUUUAGUUUUGGUGUUUUGAUACUAGAGAUUGUUAGUGGGAGAAGAAACUCAAGCUUUUAUGAUGAUGAGGGUGCUCUUAGUCUGUUAGGAUUUGCCUGGAUACAAUUGAAGGAAGGCAAUAUAUUAUCUAUAAUAGAUCAAGGAAUAUAUGAUCCAAGUCAUCAUAAAGAUAUUUUGAGGUGCAUACACAUAGGACUUCUUUGUGUACAAGAACAUGCUGCAGAACGGCCCACUAUGGCUUUAGUAAUUUCUAUGCUUAAUAGUGAAGUUGCGUUUCUUCCUCCUCCAAGUCAACCUGCAUUCAUCCGGAAGCAAAAUAUGUUGAAUUCGGUGUCAUCUGAAGAGCUUAAUAGAUUUUCCUCCGUCAAUACUAUUAGCACUACAACUAUCCAUGGUAGAUAAGAUAGCAAAUAAAGAACUCAACGAAAGGUAAAUCGACUUUAUCUUCACUCAACCUUUGUGUACAAAUGAAUAUAUACCGGUGUGAAAGAAAACAAUUUUAACAUAGGUCUCAUUUUUUAGACAGCCAAUAAUUAUGAGACACUCGUGAGGAACUUAUUCACAAGACAAAAGAAAAAUAAAUUGAAUUUUGAUUACUAAAAAAUACAAAAAUAAAUUUUAAGGGUCUUGGAAAGGUUUUUUGUCUUGUAGUGAGUGUCUAUAAAACAUUUUCCACUUAUGUUCAUUUGUAUGGAGUGAAUGUUAACAACACACUCUCUAAUCUCUUUCUAACGAAGACAAACUCAAGAUGGACAAUGAAGUGCAAGAUUUCUGAAUAUCAACACUUUUUACACUACAAGAAUGUUGCAAUUUAGAGUCGGCCAAGAGCCGACUCUAAAUCAUAAAAAUUGACAUAAUAUUAUCAGUUAUUCGUCGAUUUUUGGCUGACGCUAAAUAAGUCGACACAUUUUUUUUUGUGUCGGCUAAGCAGUCAAUAAAAAAUUUAUUUAUUUUAAUUUUGUAUUGU
Messenger RNA from Cajanus cajan (pigeon pea), 3195 nucleotides. RefSeq names its product G-type lectin S-receptor-like serine/threonine-protein kinase At1g11300. Lineage: Eukaryota; Viridiplantae; Streptophyta; Magnoliopsida; Fabales; Fabaceae. Gene Ontology annotation, cellular component: plasma membrane. Gene Ontology annotation, biological process: protein phosphorylation; recognition of pollen. Gene Ontology annotation, molecular function: protein serine/threonine kinase activity; ATP binding. The record is from RefSeq and is a predicted model, not a curated record.